Phyllotreta striolata is the source of this 5502-nucleotide messenger RNA. Lineage: Eukaryota; Metazoa; Arthropoda; Insecta; Coleoptera; Chrysomelidae. The record is from the annotation of a GenBank genome assembly.
CGUCGAUCACCAAGUUAUCGAAACAAUAUGUGGUCGCCAAUUGUCCUUUGCUUCUUAGUGGGCUUUGCCUUCGCUGCAAACAACCCCGGCUGGAAAAAUGGAUCUGAAUACGUUUACAGUAUCCGAGGACACUCUUUAGUCAGUCACAAGGAAAUUUCCAAUCAACAAUCUGGUUUUGUAUUCAAAGCCAAAUUGAGAAUCCAACCUCAAAAUGACGGAAAAUUAAGGGCUCAAAUCGUUCAUCCCGAGUACGAUGAAAUCCACACCGAACUCAACAGAUGGAAUGCCCAUAUUCCUGACGAGAAACUCAGCUGGAAACCUCUGAAAAUGAGUGGAAAGCCGUUCGAACUCGACAUGGAACAAGGCAGAAUCGUUGGUUUGUGGGUAUCGAAAAAUACACCAGUUUGGGAAGUCAACAUGAUCAAGAGUUUCAUGUCUCAAUUCCAAAUUAACACCGACGCAUCGAACCUUAUCGAAAACGAUUUGAACACCCUUCCGGAAAAUGGAGACGGCGACAACGACGCUGUUUACACAGCUAUGGAAGACACCGUCACCGGUAACACCGCUACUUUGUACCAAAUCAGACCGUUGCCCGCUCAUCUCGUUCAAGCUGACCCCGAAGAAGCUGAAUACGUCGAUGAAGACGGUGAGGUUAUUGAAGUAAUCAAAAACAAGAACUACGAAAACAGCUUGGAACUUCCUGCGUACACUUACGGAUUUGAAGGACUUAAAGGUGGAAAGCCUGCCGGUAACCACAUGGGCGAAAUUUUCUCUAGGCAAUCUACCAGCCGCAUCUUGUUGACUGGAAGUUUGAAACGAUUCGUCAUCCGUAAAUCAUUCACCGCUAAUGAAAUUCACGUUAGCCCGACUUUGAGCUCUGACAAGAGCUCAUUGGCUUCGAGCAUAAUGAACGCUACCUUGAUUGAAAUCAAAUCUCAAGAGCAACAGAUUCCGGAAGUUCCCCAACCAAUUCUUUUGGAAAGUCUCGUUUACUCUUACGAAAAACCUUUCGCUGGAACCAACGAAAUUGAAGCAAGACCAUCCAACAAAUACAGGCAGAAUGAAGAUUUCGAAAAUUUGGAAGAAUCUAGAACUAACUGGAUCAGCCGAUCGCCGCGUUCUCUACGCCGAUUCCAACAAAACAACCAAAAACACGGUUUCAAACAAGAACUUUCCGCACUUAAAGAUGCACCCAAGAGUCCCCUUUUGCCCUUUACCAUGGGAUACGAAGGUAUGUCGAUCAAAAACAAGAUUGAUACCGUUGCCGAAGUCGAAAAAUUAGCCAAGGAAAUCGGCCAAAGAAUGCAAAAACCCGAACAAGACCAUCACGAAGAACUUUUGGAUAUGUUCUCCACAAUGGUAUCUCUCAUUCGCGUUAUGGAUGCUGAAGAACUUCACAAGGUAGCCAAUCAACUUUACACCAACAACGAACAAGGUGUUGAACAUGCAGUGUGGUCCGCUUACAAAGACGGAGUAGCCCAUUCAGGCACUGGACCUGCUCUUCUUGUCAUCAACGAUUGGAUCAAAUCCGACAAAAUCCGAGGAGAGGAUGCCAGUCAAGCUGUAACCGCUACCAUCGAGUCUGCUCGCCAACCUACUGUCAACUACUGCAGAACUUUGUUUGAACUUGCCAAGUCCCCUAAAGUAGAGAAACAAUGGCCCUUGAACGAUACCAUCCUUUUGGGAUUCGCUGACCUUCUUCGUAAGGUUUACGUCGACGACGACGCAUUACAAGGACGAUUCCCCGUACAAAGUUUCAAACCUCUUCGUACUGAAGAAGGCAAACAAUUUAUGGAACGUGAAGUUUUGCCGUACUUCGAGCAACAAUUACAAGAUGCUAUUAAACACGCACAAACCCACAAAAUCCACACAGUCAUCCGUACAAUUGGUACUAUUGGAUCGUACCACAUUUUACCGGUAUUCCAACCUUACCUAAACGGACGCGUACACGUUUCUCAAUUCCAACGUGUAUUGAUGGUUUUGGCUCUUAACAAGCUCGUAGAAACCGACGGUGAAGCCGCCCAAAAUGUUUUAUUGAGACUUUACCAAAAUCCUGGAGAAUCUAGAGAAGUGAGAAUUGCCGCCGUAUUCCAAUUGAUGAGGACCAAUCCCGACACUGAAAUCCUUCAAAGUAUGGCUCAAUACACCAACAUUGAUGAUGACGAUUAUGUUAACGCUGUUGUCAAAUCUUCCAUUCAAACUGCUGCUCAAUUGGACACUCCUGACACCCAAGAAUUUGCUCAAGCCGCAAGAAUUGCUGAACCCUUGCUUACUGAGAAAAUCUACGGCUACGGAUAUGGAGGAAAUUACCUUCGUACCUACUUCAUCGAACAAAUGGAAAGGAGCUACAAACAAACUCUUCAACUUUUUGGAAGCGACGAUUCUAUGAUUCCCAACGGUUUCAGAUACAACCUUAGGAAACAAAUGGGUGGACUUAAAUCAAACAUUACUGAAAUGCAUGCUAUGGUCUCCAGCUUUGAUGACUUAGUUCAAGUUGGAAAGGAACAAUUCAAGCGGUUCGACAGGCAACAACAAGAACAGAAACAACACUCACAAGAACAAGAACAAAACCAAUGGUCUAGUCAAAACAUUGCUAAGUUAUUGAACUUAGAAACUGAUGAUGCUAAACAACUCGAAGGUUUCUUGUUAUUCAAGAUGGGUAAUUACAGAAACAUGUUUGCUUUCGACAACAGAACCGUAGAAGGCGCUGCUGAAUUCAUCCGCAAAAUUGAACAAGAACUUAGAGAACAAAAACCGGUUAGCUUCUUCAAGUUGAUGACAAGAGAAAUGGCUGUUUCUGUACCGACUGAAAUUGGUAUCCCCUUCUUGUUCACUUACGAUGUUCCCAUGUUCAUCAAGGCCCAAGGAACCUUCAAGGCAUCGGCUCAACCGCAAUUAUCGCAAAACGGUAAAUUGCAAGUUCCUGAACAAAUCGAACUUAAAGCUGACAUGAGAUUCACUGUAUCGACCAAGGUACAAAGCAGACUGUCCGUAACAGCUCCUUUCAACCACAAACAAUACUUUGCUGGAUUCGACAAGCACUGGCAAGUCAAUGUACCUGCCCGCCUUCAAGUUCAAUUCGACGUCAAAAACAUGAACGCCGAAAUCGAAUUCGAACCUACACCGAAGAAGGAAUUCAACAUUUUGCACUACGCCACUCGCCCUUACACUUCACAAGCCGAAAUUGCAAACUUCCAACCCUUGAGCGCUAACAGCAACACCAAGGUAAUCAAACAAGACGAUUUGCAAGCUUUCGAAACUACUGUUGGAAAGAAAUCCACCGGUAUGGCUUUCCACGUAGAAUUCGUCCACUCCAGGCAAUUCUUCAGUACUCUCGACCUUAGCCGUAUGCUAAGACAACAAAACAACUUCGUUGACACGUUGCAAUCUCUCUGGGACGACAACACCGUUCAAUACGGAUCACUCAACGUAAAUUACAACCCUCAACAAUCAUGGGCUCGUAAAGCUGUUUUACGUCUUUCUUACGAACAAAAAUACAAGUCUCAACCAUCUUCUGGCUCAGCUAGCGAAUGGAUCUUAAACGAAGACGCUCAACCCUCUCAACGCCAAGAAGAACUCAUGCAAAAGGUCGCCGCUGACAUCAAAAACGUACAUGUUGUAGCUCUCGACUCUACUCUUGAAUUCAAGGGACAACAGAAACUCAAGUACAUACUCACCGGAGCUGUAGCCAAGAGCAACGUUGAUCCCAAAUCGCGUGUUAUGAUCACGUACAAGAGAAGCAGCGAUGGUACUUCCAAACCUCAUGAAUUCCACUUUGUCGCCAAGAGCUACAUUCCCAACACCAACGCUCUCGACGCUGAAUACUCCUUGCACAAGGAACCCAUGGCUGAAACUGAAAUUAAGGUCAAAUUCGGCAACUCUCAAGAACCCCUCGCUAAAAUCGAAGCCCAAUUGAAAUACAGAAGGAGCGAAGAACGUAGCCAAUACUUGAAGGAACUUCCGAUGUACAGACAAUGUAAGGAAGAAUCCAGAGCUGGAAACAAACAAAUGCCCGCCUGCCUCAACAUGACGAUGAUCGCUAACCUCCUUGACAGCGUAGACUUGAAGGCUCAUUACGAAAACUUGCAACCCGGAGUCGCUAAAACCGUAGAAAGAUACUUCCACGCUCUACAAGUACUUGCUGAACCCUAUGUCAACAUUAACGAGAAGGACUCAUCUGUAGCUGAAAACGAAGUUAGAGUACACGCUCGUUUCCACCCCGACUUACAAGCCCUGAACGUCACCGUCAAAGCCCAAAACCAAGAAACUAAAUUCGCUAACAUCGAAAUCGAUGAAGUUACUCAACAAAUUUUGGUAGUACACCCCGUCUUCCACGUCUACAACAGGUUGUCUGCCUACUUGUACAGCCCCGAAGGAAACUACAGAGAUUCCUGCGUUGUUGACAAGUCACAAAUCAACACCUUCAGCAACCAAACCUACUCCGCCGAUAUCUCGAAACACUGGACUGUUAUGCUUCAAUACGUCGCUAACUACGUCGGUAACUCAGAGAGGAACCAACCAUCCGUAUACCAACAAUUGAAAUCCCAACCCGAGAACUACGUUGUCCUUGUUCGUGAAAACCCGGAAGCCUCCAACAAAAAAGACAUCAAAAUCGUCGUCAGCACCCCGCAAAGCGACUACCAAAUCCAAGAAAUCGAAAUGACGCCCUACCAAGGAUCAGAACUCAAGGCUAAAGUAACCGUCAACGGCCAACAAGUCAGAGUAAGCGAAAAGGAGAGUCACGACGUCAAAGGAGGUUACAUCCAAAUCUACGCUUUGCCUAACGGCGAAGUCAAGGUCGAAGUUCACAGAGCUUUCUACGUCAUCUACGACGGAGCCCGAGCUAGAAUCACCUCCACCCAAGGCAAAUUCAAGAACAACGUAGUAGGUGUUUGCGGACAAUUCACUGACCACGAAGCCGACGACUUGACCACCCCUCAAGGCUGCGUCGCUCGCGAUGCCGAAGAAUUCGUCAGGAGCUACGAAGUCGAAGGACAAAAAGGCAAACAAAUCAGGGACAUUUUCAAGGGACAAACCAACAAAUGCGUCGACAAGGAGAGCCCCCUCUUCGUCCGAGUGGUAUCCCCUCGCGAUUACAGGAAACAACCUCAAUUCCCUGCUGCUUUCAAAACUUGCACGUUCUUCCAAACCAAAUACGUUGAGAAGAACGGACAAACUUGCUUCACCGUCCGCGCCCAACCGACUUGCAACGAACAAUGUAGACCUACCAUGAGUCUGACUAAGAACGUUCCUGUCCAUUGCGUUGAUCAAGACAGCAAAGUAGCUAAAAUCUGGAAGAAACAGAUCGAUGAGAAGAAAAGCCCCGACUUCAGUGGACAAAGGGCGCACAAAACUGUACCGAUCACUGUCCCCCAGAGCUGUUCCCAAUAAGAACAACGCCUAUGACCUGUAUUGUAUUUAGUUUUAGGAGCAAUUCAAAAAAUGUAAAAAAAAUAUACAAAUUAGAGGAAUUCUAAUAAAUGAAAUUUGUUAAUUAUAAUA